GGCUCCCGAAGACUUAUACUAACUCAUGAUCCGUUCUUACUACCGAUCUCGACUCUCGAAUGCAUCACAUCUUCUGCCAGUGGGAAUACCGGGCAAACACAUUUAUAGUCUAGGGGACUCUGCAAUUACCAGUCGCAGACGCAUAUUGGUGACUUGGUCCAAUCUGGUCACAUCUGGACUGUUCAAACGCUCAUCAUGAUUCAUGCCGACGUCGGUCAUUUCAUGAGGCGGCCGCCGCUACAACCAUACCUCACAAAUGGCAUUUGGUGUUAAUCCAAGAGGUCCUUCAAGUUGGACUUGUGCCCUACCGUGAUGUCAGCGUUGACAAGGAUAUCCGAGUCUGGGUCAUUUACCCAGUCCAACGACGAUGCUGCUACCAUAAAAACCGACGUGUCUGCCUCACAAGAUGCCGAGGGUGAUCCACACCUCGUCGUCCUCGAGCCACAGGAUAAUCCGCAGAAUAUGUCCUUGUUCAGACGGUGGCUUGCAGUCCUAAUCAUCAGUUCCGCCUCUCUAUGCGUGACGUGUGAUUCUUCGAUUGCUGCGUUCACAGAACAGGGUGCCGCCCAAACGCUCCAUGUCUCACAUGAAGUGACCAUUCUCGGAAUUAGUCUGUAUGUGACAGGCCUCGGAAUUGGUCCGCUCCUCGUUGGCCCGUUGUCCGAACUGUAUGCAUCUUAUGUGUUUUUCUUCAUCUUCACAUUCCCCAUAGUGUUCGCUCCUAACAUCGCUGUUUUCUUGGUCUUUCGCCUUAUCACUGGAUUCUGCGGAUCAGCCUUUUUGAGUGUAGCUGGAGGUAGUGUAAGCGAUAUGUUUCCGAAUUCGAGUAUUGCAAGUCCAAUGGCCGUGUAUACAAUAUCUCCACUUAUCGGACCCGUGGCUGGUCCUUUGAUUGCUGGAUUCAUCAAUCAGCACCUAUACUGGGAAUGGACGUAUCGAGUGCAAUUGUGCUGGAUUUUUGUAGAGUUGCUGAUGUUGUCUACAUUUGUUCCUGAGACGUACGUCCCAGUAAUCCUGAAAAGGAAGGCGAAAAGACUACGGGAGUCGACUGGAGAUUCGAAGUUUUACGCUCCUUUGGACAGACGGGAAGGCAGCCUCGCUUCUGCUAUCCUCGUCAGUUGCCACACACCGUUUCAAUUACUUCUAUGCGACCGAAUGGCACUGCUCUUGGAUUCCUGGAAUGCUCUUAUUCUUGGAAUCCUAUACUUGGCAUUCCAAGCAUUCCCUAUCAUUUUCGGAGAUAUUCAUGGUUUUAAUAUGCAAACCACUGGACUAGCGUUCAUUGGAAUUGGACUCGGGAUGCUUUCGGCCAUUUCCACACAACCGCUCUGGAACAGACUAUAUGCCCGUGAAACUGCCAAAUACAAUGGUGAUCCACCUCCUGAGAUGAGGCUUAUUAUGGGUCAAGUUGGAGCUAUACUCGUGCCAGUGGGUUUGUUCUGGCUUGCGUUCACUACAUAUCCGCAAGUCCACUGGAUUGCCCCAAUCAUUGCAUCUGUACCUUUCGGCUCAGGGAUAUAUUUUGUUUUUACGUCAACGUUCACGUACCUCGUCACCGCCUACCGCCCAAUCGCUGCCUCUGCCAUGGCAAGUAACAGCGCAAUGCGAUCAGCAUUUGCCGCUGCAUUCCCGCUAUUCGCUAGAGCCAUAUAUGAUAGACUGGGGACUGUUGGUGCUACCGCUCUUUUGGCCGGCCUCGCAACGCUCAUGGCGCCAUUACCAUUCAUAUUUUACCGAAUUGGCGCGCGAUUGCGGAAGAGUUCCCGUUUCGCAGCACAUUGAUCCUUUUACUCAUACGACCUAUAGAUAUUAAUAUUGUAAAACACUAAAGCUUCAACGCGACGCCAACUUAAUUUAUGAAUUGACACAUCCGCAGCGGUGGCAUUUUACAAGUAUCGCCGUGCCAGAGAUAGGAACCCCCAAGAAACCAAGAUGGAACGACACAUUGUACAUAACUCCAGAUCCGGCAGCCGGCU
This is a messenger RNA of Suillus plorans, 1976 nucleotides long. RefSeq names its product major facilitator superfamily domain-containing protein. The transcript is spliced from 16 exons. Bases 313 to 1782 code for a protein of 489 amino acids. Gene Ontology annotation, molecular function: transmembrane transporter activity. Gene Ontology annotation, biological process: transmembrane transport. Lineage: Eukaryota; Fungi; Basidiomycota; Agaricomycetes; Boletales; Suillaceae. The record is from RefSeq and is a predicted model, not a curated record.